CAUCGGCUCGUCCGGAGCGGCCGGCGGGCCCUCGGCGCGGGGCGGCGGACGAGCGUGCCUCGUGGUUGCGUUGGGGCCCUGCGACCGGCCCGCGGUCGCGUUUCCCCGCUGAGCCUCGGCAGUGCAGGCCGGUGCGCCACCCGCCCGGCCCGGCCCCUCAGGUUGGCGUGUGCGCCCGCGACGGCCCCUGGACGCGGGUCCCGGCUCUCGGCGGCCGUCCGGACACUCCCGAGCGCCUUCGGCUCUCUCCGCGGCUGCUUCGGCCGCGCGGGGUUGCCCUUCGGCUGUUUCCGCCUUCCUCGCGCGGCGUUGUCCCGGCAACCGGAGCAGCGCGGCGGUGCAGGCAGGGUUUCAGCCCUGACCAAGUGUGUGCGCCACCAUGGCCCUCUAUUUCGACCACCAAAUUGACACCCUGGAAGCAGUUGGGUCCGCAUCGCACAUCAAUUGGCACCCAGUUCAGCCGUUCUUGGCAGUGGCCUUCAAGAGCUGUACUUCAGGAGGCAGCGUGGAUAUAUACCAGGAGCAGGGUCAGCGUGUGCCUGAUGUACGUAUCGAGAGCUCCUCCCGGGUUACCUUGCUCCGCUGGCACCCCGCGCGACUGCUCCUGGCUAUUGGCUGGGAGACGGGAGAAGUGACGGUCUUCAACCAGCAGGACAAGGAGCAGCACGUGGUGCCUGCGACACACACGUCCGACGUCACCGUCCUCAGCUGGAGCACCAGUGGCAGCUGCCUCGUGUCUGGAGACAAGCUCGGGGUUCUGCUGUUGUGGAGAUUGGAUCAGAGGGGUCGAGUCCAAGGUGCGCCCUUGCUGAAACACGAGUAUGGAAAACACCUCACUCAAUGUAUUUUCCGCUUGCCCCCUCCUGGCGAGGACCUGGUCCAGUUGGCCAAGGCGGCUGUGAGUGGUGACGAGAAAGCCCUGGACAUGUUUAACUGGAGGAAAAGCAGCUUUGGAAGUUUCCCGAAGAUGGGCUCCCAGGAGGGGCUGUCACUGUUUGUCAGUCUGACAGAUGGGACUGUGCACUACGUAGACAAGAAAGGCAAGACGGCGUGUGUGGCUUCCACAGACGGCUCCGUCCAGACGAUGUUCUACGUUGAGAAGAGGGAGUCGCUGGUCGUGGUCACAGAGAACCUGCUGCUGUCGCUGUACACGGUUGCGCCUGCCGGGGAAGCUGAGGAAGUGAUGAAGGUGAAGUUGAGCGGGAAGACAGGUCACCCAGCAGACAUCAUCCUGAUUGAUGACAGCCUCCUUGUGACAGCCCUAGGAGAGCCGGUCCUCAGGUUCUGGGAUUUAGGACGAGAAGAGAAUUACAUGCUGAGUCUGGAGGAGGCCUGUGGCUUUGAAAGGGGGGAGAACAUGAACUGUGUCUGUUACUGCGCCGCCAAAGGCCUCCUGGCAGCUGGCACUGACAGGGGGCGAGUGGCCAUGUGGAAGAAAGUGCCAGGCCCCCUGAGCAGCCUCUGGGUGGAAGGCAAAGACAGGUGGGCCCCUCAGUCGCCUGCUGAACUGGAGGGAAACAUCAUGCAAAUAGAGUGGGGCUCCAGGAAGAACCUUCUGGCGGUGAAUGUUGUCAGCUCGGUGGUGAUCCUUCAGGAGCAGGCCCUGUCAUCGCAUUUCCACCAGCAAGUGGCCGCUGUGCAGAUCUCGCCAAGCUCGCUGUACGUGUCCUUCCCAUCGGCGGGGACAGCACACAGCCUGCGCACAGACAUGCACAUCAGUGGUGUGUUUGCCACCAAGGAUGCUGUCGCCGUCUGGAACGGAAAGCAGGUGGUGAUCUUCGAGCCUUCGGGGGCCGUGCUGCGGAGUGCAGGUGCCUUCUUGUGCGAGUCCCCAGUGCUAGCAGUGCAUGAAGAAAGCGUUUACACAGUGGAGCCCAGUCGAGUCCAAGUUCGUACCUGGCAGGGCACGGUCAAGCAGCUGCUGCUCUUCUCGGAGAACGAGGGGAAUCCCUGCCUGCUGGACGUCUGCGGAAACUUCCUGGCUGUCGGAACAGACUUGGCUCACUUUAAAACCUUUGAUCUUUCCCGAAGAGAGGCAAAGGUGCACUGUAGCUGCAAGAACCUGGCUGAGCUGGUCCCGGGUGUCGGGGGCCUCACCUCGCUCCGCUGCAACGCCUCCGGGGGCAGGAUCAGCUUCCUCCUCAGCCCGACGGACAGCGUCCCCGAUUCCAGAAUCUGCUUCUACGACGUUGAGAUGGACACAGUGGCCAUUUUGGACUUCAAGGCUGCACAGAUGGGUCAGGGAGAGACACUGUCCUCCAGCAGACAGCAAAGUAACAGGAACCUCAUCUUUGUGAACGAGAGACUGAGGAACCAUGUGCCCGUGAACCAUUUCUGGGACCAGCGUGAGCCCAGGCUCUUCGUGUGCGAGGCCGUGCAGGUGACACCAGGCACCCAGACACAGCCAAUGGACAUGCCCCACACGGAGGACAGCACCGGCCCUAUGGCCGAGGUCAUGAUCCUGGCCUUCUUCAUUUCGGAGGAACACGGCUUCCUGCUUCACGACAGCUUCCCGCUGCCUCCCACCUGCCAGGCGCUUCUGGGGAUGGAAGUACCUCACUACUACUUCACGAGAAAGCCCGGAGAAGCUGACAGAGAAGACAAGGUGGGCUCGGCCACCCAGCUGGUGGUCACGAGACCCCUGCGGGACUUCAUGGGGCUGGAGGACUGCGACAAACCCACUCGUGAUGCCAUACUCAACUUCAGCUUCUCCAUCACAGUAGGAGACAUGGAUGAAGCCUUCCGGUCCAUCAAACUCAUCAAGAGUGAGGCCGUCUGGGAGAACAUGGCGCGCAUGUGCGUGAAGACACAGCGGCUAGAUGUGGCCAAAGUGUGCCUGGGGAACAUGGGCCAUGCCCGUGGGGCCCGCGCACUCCGGGAAGCCGAGCAGGAGCCAGAGCUGGAGGCCCGAGUGGCCAUGCUGGCCAUACAGCUAGGGAUGUUGGACGACGCUGAAGAGCUCUACCAGAAGUGCAGGCGCUACGACCUCCUCAACAAGUUCUACCAGGCCUCCGGCCAGUGGCAAAAGGCCAUAGAGGUUGCUGAGCGCCACGACCGUGUCCACCUGCGCACCACCUGCUACAACUAUGCCAAGCACCUGGAGGCCAGUGCUGACCGCAGUCUGGCCCUCAGUUACUACGAGAAGUCAGACACCCACCGGUUUGAGGUGCCCCGGAUGCUCUCCGAAGACUUGCAGGCCCUGGAGCUCUAUGUCAAUAAGAUGAAGGACAGGACUCUGUGGCGGUGGUGGGCCCAGUACCUGGAGAGCCAGGCAGAGAUGGACGCGGCGCUGCACUACUACGAGCUGGCGCAGGACUCCUUCUCCCUGGUGCGCAUCCACUGCUUCCAGGGCCACAUCCAGAAGGCCGCGGAGAUCGCCAACGAGACUGGGAACUGGGCUGCGUCCUAUCACCUGGCCCGCCAGUACGAGAGCCAGGAGGAGGUGCGGCAGGCAGUGCACUUCUACACGAGGGCCCAGGCCUUCAACAACGCCAUCCGCCUGUGCAAGGAGAAUGGCCUGGAUGACCAGCUUAUGAACUUGGCCUUGCUCAGUUCCCCGGAGGACAUGAUUGAAGCAGCCCGGUACUAUGAGGAGAAGGGCGAGCAAAUGGACAGGGCAGUCAUGCUGUACCACAAGGCAGGCCACUUCUCCAAGGCCCUGGAGCUGGCCUUCGCCACCCAGCAGUUCGCAGCCCUGCAGCUCAUAGCCGAGGACCUAGAUGAGAAGUCGGACCCUGCCCUCCUGGCCCGCUGCUCAGACUUCUUCAUGGAACACAGUCAGUACGAGAAGGCAGCAGAGCUGCUGCUGGCGGCCAAAAAGUACCAUGAGGCCCUGCAGUUGUGUCUGGACCAGAAUAUGACCAUCACUGAGGAGAUGGCCGAGAAGAUGACUGUGCCCAAGGACUCCAAGGACCUGUCUGAGGAGGCUCGGCGGGAACUGCUGGAGCAGGUGGCCAACUGCUGCAUGCGCCAGGGCAGCUACCACCUGGCCACCAAGAAAUACACACAGGCUGGCAACAAGCUGAAGGCCAUGAGAGCGCUGCUCAAGUCAGGCGACACGGACAGGAUCGUGUUCUUCGCGGGAGUCUCGAGACAGAAGGAGAUCUACGUCAUGGCCGCCAACUACCUGCAGUCCCUGGACUGGCGCAAGGAGCCGGAGAUCAUGAAGAACAUCAUCAGCUUCUACACCAAGGGAAGGGCCCUGGACCUCCUGGCCGGCUUCUACGACGCCUGCGCCCAGGUGGAGAUCGACGAGUACCAGAACUACGACAAAGCCCACGGGGCUCUGACUGAGGCCUACAAGUGCCUGUCCAAGGCCAGAGCCAAGAGCCCCCUGGACCAAGAGACCAAGCUGGCCCAGCUGCAGAGCAAGCUGACCCUGGUGAAGAGGUUCAUCCAGGCCCGCAGGACAUACACGGAAGACCCCAAGGAGGCCAUCAGGCAAUGCGAGCUGCUCCUGCAGGAGCCAGACCUGGACAGCACCAUCCGUGUUGGGGACGUCUACGGCUUCCUGGUGGAGCACUUCCUGCGGGUGGAGGACCAUCAGACGGCCUACAAGUACUUGGAGGAGAUGAGGAAGACACUGCGUGCAGCCAACAUGUCCUACUAUGUGGACCAGCAGACGGUGGACGCCGUGCACCAGGGCCUGGGCCUCCCCCUGGUGCGCAUCGUGCCGGAGCAGAUCCACAACAGCAUGGAGGAUCAGAAGGAGGUAGAUGAAGUGGCAGAGGAGGUAGAGGACGACCCCUGAUGGCCAGCAUUUUGGAACAUUCUAGUUGCUGGUAGUAACAGAGGCAGCCUUUUUUUAGAUGUCACCACAACCCUGCUGUUGCAGAGCUGUGGCCCCUGGGCAGGGGUGCCUGCCUCACGGCUUGCGUGGGAGGGGGUACUAUGGAUUAAAGUCAUCCCUGAGCGUGGCCCCCCGCGGGUGCUCAGGGCCCCAGGGUUUCAGGUUCAUCAAGAGAACUUGAGUCCUCCCACCCGUGUUUGUUCCCACUCGAGGCUGCUGUGCCGUCAUGCAC
Messenger RNA from Ochotona curzoniae (black-lipped pika), 5021 nucleotides. RefSeq names its product intraflagellar transport 140 (gene IFT140). The record is from RefSeq and is a predicted model, not a curated record. Gene Ontology annotation, molecular function: protein binding. Lineage: Eukaryota; Metazoa; Chordata; Mammalia; Lagomorpha; Ochotonidae. Gene Ontology annotation, biological process: intraciliary retrograde transport. The transcript is spliced from 30 exons. Gene Ontology annotation, cellular component: axoneme; intraciliary transport particle A; ciliary basal body. The coding region runs from base 380 to 4750 and encodes 1456 amino acids.